CACACCACAACCAUGCUCGCUUUGCGUCGUCUCGCUACCCCCCGUGCCUUGCCCACCGCUGCUCUGACCUCCGUCAGGCACUACAGCCUUGGUCGCUCUGAAGGCAGCGUCGCCCAAUCUAAGGAAUUCAGCAAGAAGGAGAAGGCCCAUGAAGAUCAAUAUGUGAAGAGGCAUGAGGCCGAACAGCUCGCUAAGCUCAAGGCUUCCAUUGAGGCUAAGAAGGCCGAAUUGAAGGACCUCGAGAACCAACACGAAGCCCUUGAGAAGAACCAGAAAUAAACGGACAUUCCACCAUGUUAUACCACAAGCAUAUCGCCACGACAGGAUGGACGUCUUAACCACUCUCGCAUGUAACAAGUCUCCAUGAGCUUCCAAUCCAGUGUACCUGUUGUAUCUUCCCUGUUGUCGAAAUUUAUCCCUGCAACCAUUUCA
This is a messenger RNA of Coprinopsis cinerea okayama7#130, 432 nucleotides long. RefSeq lists its product as hypothetical. Gene Ontology annotation, molecular function: ATPase inhibitor activity. Gene Ontology annotation, biological process: negative regulation of ATP-dependent activity. Bases 13 to 279 code for a protein of 88 amino acids. Lineage: Eukaryota; Fungi; Basidiomycota; Agaricomycetes; Agaricales; Psathyrellaceae. The transcript is spliced from 5 exons. The record is from RefSeq and is a predicted model, not a curated record. Gene Ontology annotation, cellular component: mitochondrion.